Molecule: messenger RNA, 10278 nt
Organism: Dicentrarchus labrax (European seabass)
Lineage: Eukaryota; Metazoa; Chordata; Actinopteri; Moronidae
Gene: plxnb3
Product: plexin B3
Exons: 38
Coding region: 370-6060 (1896 amino acids)
Biological process (GO): semaphorin-plexin signaling pathway involved in axon guidance; negative regulation of cell adhesion; positive regulation of axonogenesis
Cellular component (GO): semaphorin receptor complex
Molecular function (GO): semaphorin receptor activity; protein binding
Source: RefSeq, a predicted model, not a curated record
GACACUCUCUCUCUGUAUCUGAAUGUCUCUCGCCCCCUGUCUCUCUCUCUCUCUCUCUCUCUCUGUAUCUGAAUGUCUCUCGCCCCCUCUCUCUCUCUCUCUGUAUGUGAAUGUCUCUCGCCCUCUCUCCCUCAGAACAAUGUGUCGUUCACAAUAAUGGGAUUACAGCCAUCCAGCCGGCUGCUCACUCGCCCUGCCUAUCUCUCCUGUCACCCCCCCCUCUCUCCAUCUGUCUGUUGGUAGUCGUUCGUCCCCUCUCUCUCUCUCUCUCUCGCCCGGCGUGCAGGUUCUUUCAGUUCUUGUCGUCUGUUUUUUGGAGGAAUGAAAGAAAGACGGACUGUUUCCUGAAUGAAGUAAAGAGGAGCUGCCAUGUUGGCCUGCUCCAUUCCCCCAUCACUCCUCUUCCUCCUGCUCUUACCCCCUCCUUCUUACCCAGCUGAUGUCAUUGCGACCUCUGACCCCUCUGUGCGAUGGGUGGAGCUACACGGCGCCCCCCUGUCUCACCUGGUGCUGUACCCGGGGCUAGGCCACCUGUAUGUGGGUGGGGUUGACCAUCUGUACCAACUGACCUCUGACCUGGAAGUGACGUCACAUGUCAAGACCGGCCCUCACCUGGACUCCCCAGACUGCCUCCCACCGAUCGUGCCACAGGACUGCCCCUCGGCCACGCUCACUCACAACCACAACAAACUGCUGCUGCUGGAGGCGGGGCAGGGGGCAGAGCCAGUGAGUCUGAUUGUCUGUGGGUCACUCUACCAGGGUAUCUGUGACAAGAGGAGUCUGACCAACAUCUCUCAGCUCAUCUAUCAGACCUCCAACCCCGUCGACACUCAGUAUGUCGCCGCCAAUGACCCUCGAGUCUCCACUGUCGCCGUGGUGAUAACCACAGAGAACAAACAGGAAGGGGGCGGGGCUGGUGGCAUCAUGCGAUUGAUGUUAGUUGGUCGAGGCUACACCAGUAAAGGCCCCGGUGAUAUCCCACCAAUCACAACGCGGCGUCUGUUCCCGGUGGUCCCGUCUCGCCAGGCGUUCUCUCAGGAGGAGGAGCUGGGGAAACUCGUUGUAGGAAGUUACUCAGAGUACAACAACCACUUUGUGAAGGCCGUCACCCAUGGCAACCACGUCUACUUCCUGUUCUCGCGGCGGCACAAGAAGGAGUACCAGACCUAUGCCUCCCGGCUCUGCACCUCUGACCGCAGCUUCUACUCGUACGUGGAGGUGCCGCUGAAGUGCAACGGUGGGUACAACCUGGCUCAGGGAGCGUGGUUAGGAAACCACUCAGGUAAACCUGCACUGUUCAUCAUCAUGGCGGCAGGACAAGCUUCCACACCUGUACCGACUGAUCGCUCAGCGCUCUGUGUUUAUGGGAUGGCAGACCUUGACGACAAGCUUCAGAGAGCGCAGGAAGCGUGUUAUACAAACGGAGGAAUAGGCCCCAGUCGAAAGGAAGAGGCAUACAUUGAAUAUGCUGUGUCAUCAAAAUGUCUGACAUUACCAAAGGACUCUGUCUCAGAGUACCCCUGUGGGGGGGAACACACCCCAAACCCCAUCGCCAGUGCUGUGCCGCUCGAGGCCACGCCCACCUUCACCUCGACCAUCCAGCUGACUGCUGUCACCACGGCAACAGAAGCGGGACACACCAUUGCCUUCCUGGGAGACAGAGAGGGACGACUGCACAAGCUGCUGGUGGACUCUGAUAGGACAGGAGAUCUGUACGGCAGCCUGUUGGUGGACCGCAGCAGUAGCGUCAGUGCUGACCUCCUAUUGGACGACAGUCAGCAGCACGUUUAUGUUUUAACCAACAGCCGGCUGUCGAAGGUUCCUGUGUCAUCCUGUGAGAGACAGACAGACUGUCAGUCCUGUCUCGCUGUCAGGGACCCGUACUGUGGCUGGUGUGUCCUGGAGGGAAGAUGUUCCCGUAAACAGCUGUGUCAGCGCCACAUGCAGCCCAACCAUUGGCUCUGGAGCUUUGACCCGACCAAUCAGUGUGUGACAGUGCAGAGUCUGCAGCCAGCCAAUCACAGCAAAGACGAGCAGACACUGGUAACGCUGUCAGUCAUCCAGCUUCCCGCCCUCACUGAGAUAGAGUCUCUGUCCUGCGUCUUCGGGCUCCUCCCACCUCAGCCCGCCACCGUCACAGGAACCAGCAUCACCUGUCAGUCACCUGCACCGGAGCUCCUCCCAUCCAUGCUAACAGGAAGUGAUCACAUGAUCCUGCCUGUGUCACUGGUGUUUGAUCAUGUGACCAUCACCACGGGCAACAUGACCUUCUACAACUGUGGAGCUGUGAGCCGACUGAACCAGAGCUCCCAGUGUCUGGCAUGUGUCAGCAGUGUGUGGCGAUGUAACUGGUGUCCUCUGGAUCAACUCUGCACUCACAACCACAGCUGUCCCAACCAGCACAUCAUCCUCAACCAGAGAGAGGACUCUCCUGGUCCCACUUCCUGUCCUCUGGUCUUCGCCCUGCAGAGUUCUGCUUUAGUGCCGUUGGGUCUGAGAUCCACUGUGGUUCUACAAGGACGAAACCUGGACGUCUUCACUGAUGAAGCUCAGUAUGUGUGUGUUGUGGAAAUUGAAGGAGUCCAGUUCAAUCUAUCAGCUGCUGCAGAGAAAACAAACGACAACACAAACACCUUCACCUGCAGCCCGCACCAGUUUCAGUAUGCUGCCAGUCAGCUACAGUAUUUGGCUCCUGUCUAUCUGCGCAGAGGAGAAAGACGCAUUGACGCCUCACCUGGCCUCCGACUCCAGUUGUAUGACUGCUCAGCCGGCCAAUCAGAUUGCUCACAGUGCCGGGCAGUGCCACAGGAGUACGGCUGCGUGUGGUGUCCAGGAAGCCCUGCCCCCAGCUGCAUUUACAACCAAUCCUGUAGCAGCGUACCUGCAGACAACUGCCCACCUCCUCAGAUCACAGAGGUUCGACCUGUCUCCGGUCCUCUGGAGGGCGGAGUCCUGGUGACAAUCACAGGAUCCAAUCUGGGGAUGAGGUACAAGGAUGUGGUGGGUGGAGUCACUGUGGCAGGUGUUCAGUGUCUGCCUCAACCUGAAGGAUACCAGGUCUCCACCAGGGUCGUGUGUGAGCUGCAGCCCAGUGGGAAGCAGACACGGGGUCACGUCCUGGUUACCGUGGGAACAACUCCACCUGGAAGGUCAAAACAGAUCUUCACCUAUCAGGACCCACAGCUCCUGGAUCUGGUUCCUGAUAAAGGUCCAGUCUCUGGAGGAACCCAACUGACCAUCAGAGGACGACAGCUGCUGACCGGACAAAAGUCAGACCUGAGCGCCUUCCUGGGUCCCCAGCCCUGCUACAUUGUGGAGGAGGUGAACGACACCCAGCUGGUGUGUCAGACUGGUUCCAGUAAUCAGACUGGUGGAGUCCCGGUUCGGGUUCUGUUUGGUAAGGCGGAGAGAACGGUUCCCAGCGUUACCUUCCGUUACCUUGACGACCCCGCCAUCACUGACGCCACGCCCGCAGAGAGCUUCUACGCAGGCGGGCGCGUUGUCAUGGUGACGGGCAGAAACCUGGAUGUCGUCCAGCAGCCAAUCAUAGCAGUGUGGGUGGAGCCUCUGGAGGUCCAGAGGGUGAAACGGAGGAGACGAUUGGCUCUGCUCACCGCUAAACAGCAGCUGAUCUUCAACAGCACCAUGACAACGGUUUCGGAACGCUGCUCUGUCCUGUCGUCCUCUCAGAUGACCUGUCCGACCCCCAAGGUGACAUCAGAGGUCAAAGUGAAGGGGGUGUGGUUUCAGUUGGAUAACGUCAGAGUCCACUAUGACAGCAUCAAGGGUAAAAGCUUCACCUACUAUCCAAACCCAGAGUUUUUCCCUCUGAAUCGAGAAGCUCCGGAUGCUCCGUAUCCAUUCAAACCAGGAGGAGUGAUCGCUGUGGAGGGCCAGCACCUCACCAGAGCCAUAUCCAGACAGGAAGUUACAGCCUGGCUCGGGGACCAGGAGUGUGAAGUGAAAACUCUGGACAACACUCACCUGUACUGUGAACCUCCAGAGAUCCAACCAAUGAGUGUGGACGAAGGCAACGAGCUGCCCAGCCUCAAGGUGUUCAUGGGAAACCUGCAUGUGGACCUGGGGUUGGUUCAGUAUGACAGUGACUCUCUGCUGUCUCCCGUCCCAUUGGCUGCUCAGAUUGGUUUGGGGGCGGGAGCAGCUGUCAUCAUCCUGUCAGUGCUGGUCGUCAUCCUCAUGUACAGGAGGAAGAGUAAACAGGCUCUCAGAGAUUAUAAGAAGGUUUUGCUGCAGUUGGAAACUCUGGAGAUCAACGUGGGAGACCAGUGCCGCAAAGAGUUCACUGACCUGAUGACAGAGAUGAUGGACCUGAGCAGUGAUGUUGGAGGACCAGGACUCCCCCUGCUGGACUACAGGACGUAUGCAGAGAGAGUCUUCUUCCCUGGCCAGCAAGUGGCACCGCUGAGCCGCCAGCUGGACCUGCCGGAGUCCAGGAGGCAGACUGUGGAACAGGGUCUCCAGCAGCUCAACAACCUGCUCAACAACAGACUCUUCCUCACCAGGUUCAUCCACACUCUGGAGGCCCAGCAGGGAUUCUCUCAGAGGGACCGGGGCUACGUAGCCAGUCUGCUCACCAUGGCCCUGCACGACAAACUGGAGUACUUCACCGAGGUCAUGAAGAGUCUGCUGCAAGACCUGGUCCAGCAGUACGUCGCCAAGAACCCCAAACUGAUGCUGCGCCGGACAGAGACAGUUGUAGAGAAGAUGUUGACCAACUGGAUGUCGAUCUGCCUCUACUCCUUCCUCAAGGAGGUGGCCGGGGAGCCUCUCUACAUGCUCUACAGAGCCAUAAAGUAUCAGGUGGAUAAAGGGCCGGUGGACGCUGUUACGGGAAAAGCCAAACGGACGCUGAACGACAGCCACCUGCUGAGAGAGGACAUCGACUACUGCGCCAUGACUCUGACAGUGUUGGUGAAGAACGGAGUUGAAGUUCAACCUUGUCCUGUUAAAGUUCUCGACACUGACACUAUCACACAGGUGAAGGAUAAGAUCCUAGAUCAGGUCUACAGAGGAGCUCCAUUCUCUCAGAGACCAGCAGCAGACAGUCUAGAUCUGGAGUGGCGUUCAGGUCAGGCAGGUCACCUGACCCUGUCAGAUGAUGAUGUCACAGCGGUGGUUCAAGGUCGCUGGAAACGACUCAACACUCUUCAGCACUACAAGGUUCCAGACGGAGCGACAGUUGCCCUAAUUCCUCGUUCUCAGAGUUCAGGUGGAGUCAACCAGGUGUUCCAGACAGGAGAAAAAACGCCGAUGCUGGAGGGCGAGGAGGAGGAGGGUCUGCGUCUGUGGCACCUGGUGAAGAGCAGCGAAGAUCCUGAAAUCCCAAAACACAGAAAGAGCAGCAUGAGGGAGAGAGAGCGAGCCAAGGCCAUACCUGAGAUUUACCUGACCAGACUGCUGUCCAUGAAGGGGACAUUGCAGAAGUUCGUGGACGACGUCUUUGUGGCGAUCCUCAGUACGAAGCGUCCUCCUCCUAUCGCCGUCAGAUUCUUCUUUGACUUCCUGGACGACAUGGCAGAGAAACACGGCAUCGACGACCCAGAGACUGUCCACAUCUGGAAGACCAACAGUCUCCCUCUCAGGUUCUGGGUGAACAUCCUGAAGAAUCCUCAGUUUGUUUUGGACGUUCAGGUGACAGACAGCAUUGACGCUGUCCUGUCUGUCAUCGCUCAGACCUUCAUCGACUCCUGCACUACCUCGGAGCACAAAGUGGGACGGGACUCUCCUGUAAACAAACUGCUGUAUGCCAGAGAGAUACCGCGAUACAAACAGCUGGUGGAGAGGUAUUACAGUGACAUCCACAGCGCUGCGUCUGGCUGUUAUCAGGAGAUGAACUCUACUCUGACUGAACUGUCCGGGAGUUUUGCCUCAGAGAUGAACAGUCUUGUUGCUCUUCAUGAACUCUACAAAUACAUCAACAAAUAUUACGACCAGAUCAUCAUGUCUCUGGAGGAAGACAGUUCGGGGCAGAAGAUGCAGUUGGCCUAUCGGCUGCAGCAGGUCGCUGCCCUGGUCGAGAACAAGGUCACUGACCUCUGAUGAUCUCUGACCCUGAGCCUGUGCUGAGGAAGAGGAGGAUGAAGAAGCUCUGAGAGACUUCUUGUUAACACUGUGUCUUCCUGUGUGUGUGUGUGUGUGUGUGUGUGUGUGUGUGUGUGUGUGUACGAGGUCUUUAUAGUCAGACUCAGGAGCUCUUUAGGUUCCUUCUGCAGCAGCAAAAUAACCCCAAACUGACCUGAAUCAGACCUGAACCAGACCUAAACCAGACCUGAACCAAACCUGAAUCAGACCUGAACCAGACCUGAAUCAGACCUGAAUCAGACCUGAACCAGACCUGAACCAGACCUAAACCAGACCUGAAUCAGACCUGAACCAGACCUGAACCAGACCUAAACCAGACCUGAACCAAACCUGAAUCAGACCUGAACCAGACCUGAAUCAGACCUGAACCAGACCUGAAUCAGACCUGAACCAGACCUGAACCUGGACCAACCUGGCUCCAGAAAACGACAAUCUAUCAAUUAGAUCAGGGAACAUCAUCAUCACUUGCUGCCUUGAGCUAUUUCCCAGAGUUCCCUGCUGUCUGCAGGAGUCAGAAAGCACAAUGUUAAUAUUUUCUUCUUUCUUCUAGUAUUGAUUAUUGACCUGCUGGAUGCUUUUUAUCGAAAGUAUUUUUGCCUUUUCUACUGAAACCAGCACUCUAAACGCAAUAAUCAGGGAGAGUUUCUACAUUUUCAGUCUGAUUCCAGUUUCUGAUUCUAAUAUGAAUGAAUAAUAAUAUUAAUUAUUAAUCUGCUGCCUGGAACUCUCCAGGUAAAUUCACAACCUCAGGACCCCGUCCCGCACUCGUUUCCAGUCUUCCUCAGUUUCAGGUGGAGUCCACAUUGACUCACCAGGGUUCUCAGGUUUGUAUCGAUGUAAAUUAUUGGACAGUUGAUCAACCAAUCAGCACACAGCAGAAGGAUGAGGGAAUGUAGACCUUCUACCAUCUGCUGUAGAGGUCUUCACAGGUCCACAGCUAAUAAGCUAACGUAGCAUUUGCUCCUUUAGAACAGCUUCCUAUUGGUCGAUGGUGUGAAUUGAACUCAAAGGAAAAGACUUUUACAGAUUUUAUUGUUUCAUUUAUUGUAAAUGAAAAUGAACUGAUUCUGUAGAAAACAUUUGAAAUGUGAGCCAGCUUUAAUACAUUUCUUCUGCGGAUGCUAGGAAUGUUGCCUGUUAGCUCCCUCAACAGUGGAUGUGACUAGUUCCUGAAACAAAGAAAUAAACCAACCACUGACUAACAUGCAGUUCCUGAGUUGGACCAAAAACAGGUGCCAGUAGAGUCCUGGUACUUCAGCACAACCCUGACCCUCAUUCUUAGGGUGUUUUUUAUCCUUUUAACAAGGACAUUUUCAGUGCUGUCUUCUUAGCAUUCAGCUAGCUGUGUUUACACGGAGACACAAGUUGUGUGUCAGUCUGAAUCCUUCCACACUCUCACUGUAAGAGUCCAUCAGUUCACGCUGUUAGUGAGGCAGAACGCACUGUGUGGACCCAGAUGGUUCAUAACCCUCAAAAUGUUGGACACUUCUGGCACUCAGCGGGGACCAUUUUCUCUACGUAGGAAGGAAAGCGACCACCAGAACAGACUUGGCGUAGACGGUGUAAUUUCCACCUCGCAUGAAACAGGGACACGCAGGAGAUGAAAGUAGAAGCAGGUUCAUCUUUGAUUUAUAUCGUGUAUCCAGUGAAAAAUCAUCCGUAUUAGCGCUAAGGCUGUGCGGUUGUAAGUCGCCUUAGAAAAAGAAGGUGAAACUACACUGCUAAAAUAAUUACUGCACUAGUAAGUACGUAGCGUGGAUAAUGUACUACAUAGUGUGUACUAACGGAAGUAUUCAACACAGCGUCAGUUUCCCAUUGAGUACCUAGCUGCUGUACGCAGCGUUUUAUAAAUAAUGAACUUGCUAGGCGAGAUUUGGGGCAUCAAAGUAUCAAAGUAGUUAUUUUUAGGCAAUUAUUUCACAACUUCUAUUGUAUAUAUACGCCUCGGAAAAAAUAUUGAGGUCCAGACAUCGGUGACCUCAGUGGUGGGUACCGCCAUUCUCACUGAGGAGGCAGUACUCAAUAAGAAGUAAGGGUACUCAUGUGGACAAACAUCAGUAGUACCAAUACUGGCCCAUUUCAGGCACUGCUCUUCAAACAGAAGGAAACUCGAAUCAGACAGAAAAUUUAGUUUAACAUUAAACUUGCUGAAUGAACAAAGAGCUGAUCAAUGAUCAAUCACAAAUCUGAGGGAGGACAUUAAAAUGUGUUUGCUGGUUACUAACUUAUGUGUACAAAGUCCUAUUUAUACCUAUUUAUCCCAGCUGUGCCUUCACUCUUGCAGCUAGGUGGCACUGUCUGUCUGUUUUGACAGUAGCCUAAUUGAUAUUGUGUCCCAGUGCAUUAUGGGAAGAUAAAUUAAUUUAAAUGUUUAACUCUUAUUGAACCAUUGAGGGAAAACAGCACUGACUUACACAAACACUGACUCAUCAUGUACAGAUACCCCAGAUACCCCGGACUGAUCCCAAACAACCUGAGUCUCGCUAACAGCUAGCAUAACAUACACAUAACAUUAUGCUAGGUUGAAAACAAUCUUAACUCGUUGACUCUGUUGUGUUUCAAGAUCAAGAAUGAUCUGUCACAUUAAAAUAUGCUAACGUUUAUAACUUGUUCGUAGCUACUAUGAUACGGGCUAGCCUUAAUGCUAGCAGCUGCUAGCUAGCUAACAACAAACAGCUUCAAAUGUUACUGACAGGAUGUUACAACUGUGUAAUAUCUUUAAAGAGGCUGCUGGCUAUAACACUGGAUAUGUCAUAUAUGUUAUAUAUGUAAUAUAUGUUUUCCUCAGGAGGAUAAACCUGUCAUAUCAACAAACAAACAGCAACAACCAGCAUGUUUAAGUGCAACAUAUAGCAUCACACGAUGGUUCAGUGUAUUAAAACUGUGUGUGGACACAAACCUUUGGCUAUCAACAGCUAUCAUAGCUCUCACUUUUAGCUUGUUUUGUUGAUUUAACGUGUGCAAAGCUACAUUGCUGAACCCAAAUAUCUGAGCGCGCUCAGACUGAUGGGCUUCACUCGAUAUGAUGUAAAAGAAUAAUCAGUGUUUAAUGUACAUAUCCACCAUUCUGCAAAUCAGCACAUAUUCUGCAGAUUACCGCCCUACGGUCCAGACUACGACCUGGAAACAGGUCACAGUUUAUCCCUCAGAGGUUGGAGCUUUGGAUUCAGCCUGCAGAUUAUCAGCUGUGUCUCCAUGGCAACAGUUUGUUGUUUUAGCUGUUGAUUUUCUGUGUGAAGUUGUCACAAAGUGGAUUUAGUGGGUGUGGACGAACUGUCAGAUUUUAAUUUCAUCUACAUGAGAAACUCUACUGUCAGCCACACAGUGGGACAGGAUACUUCCUGGACUCCCCAGUGGGACACUUCCUGUUUCCUGGCACAAUACUUCCUGGACUGUGGGAAAGGAUACUUCCUAGACCGUGUUGUACGUUUUACAGUAUAAUCGGACUCUGGGAGCGGGACUGGGACUGACCCCAUCAGGCAAUAAGAAAUCAGACUCGGACUGUCUGAUUUUGAAACAAGCUCUUCCCGCUGACUGAUCGGAGUUUCCGUACUUUUCUUCUUCAUCUUUAAUAUUUCUGAUUGCUGUUUAAUCUCAAUGUCUCUCCUGUGUUUUUGCCUUGUAUGUUUUUUGAGCCUGUGUUUGACCCGUAGUUGUAGUUCUCUGAUCAGAUUAGACUUCUGCAUGCAUGUUAUGAUGAUGAACGUGAAGAUGUUAUGGUGCUUCAUCUUCAACUCUUUUGUUUAUUUAAAUAAAAACAAGAGGCGGAGCUUAAAAUCUGCCACUGAUGAUGUAUGUAAAUGGAGGUCACAGUUUGACCUCUGACCUCCUGAUCUCUGUACAGUUUUUUAGUCUUCUGGGACAUGAUGAAACAGAUUCUAAACUCUGAAUGGUUGAGCUCUGUUUGUUACUGAACGUUUUUCUACAAGGGAAUAAAAACUUUAAAGGGUUUGUAUAAAGUAUAAAUUCAGGAUCAGUUGUACUGAAGCAGAGGGCUUUCCUACUGAGUGUGUACAGUUGCUAACAGUGUGUAAAUGUGCCUGUAAAUACCUGUCUGAAGAUGAUGAUGAUGAUGAAGACGAGUCCGUCUGCAAUGGAAAUGUGUUUUUAUUGUGAAGAGGCAGGGGCCAAACACAGUUUUUAUCAUGUAAAAAUAAAGUUAUAAUUUUAACAGCU